AUGGCACCUCACGCGGACUAUCCUGAAACCACAAACCCACCUCCCAAGAAACUUACUCCGCUUUGGAAGGAGGAUCUCGAAAAGUUCGGCGUUGCCGUGGUACCGGGAGUGUUAUCAAAGGAACGCUGUGAUUAUUAUACCAACUCCUUCUUUGACUGGCUAGAGUCUUUCCCAUACGGCUUCUCGCGAGACGAUCCCUCUACUUAUGUCCCCGAAUACCUUCCGUCGAGUAUGAAAGGUGGCAUGUACCACGGGUAUAAAUGCCAGCACGAGAAAUUCGUUUGGGAGGCCCGACUGGAGCCAUCAGUGAUCAAAGUCUUUGAGGAGAUCUGGGGGACUGACAAACUCCUCGUCUCUUUCGAUGGAUUCAACUUCACCCUCCCGGCCACGGCAAAAUUGCUGCCCAAAGAGGAGACUGCUCCAUGGCCUCACGUUGACCAAUCACCCCAGCGAAAGGGCCUGCACUGCGUACAGGGUAUCAUCAACAUUGCUCCAAACGGCCCUCAAGACGGAGGGCUCGUUGUCAUGAAGGGCUCUCACCACCACUUUACGGAAUUCUUCAAACACAAUGAGGGCAAAAGGGCUGAUUGGGGUAGUGAGGACUGGCGAGGAUUCUCGGAGGAGCAGAUGGAGUGGUUCAAGGAACGUGGUUGUGAGCUGACCAAGGUCUGUGCCGGACCGGGAGACGUGAUCCUCUGGGAUUCCCGCUGUGUUCAUUACAAUGUUCUCCCAGAAGGCGAUCAGUUACGAGCGCUUUUCUAUGCCUGUUACACUCCGGCAGAGUUCGCCACGCAGGAGAACCUAGAAAAGAAGAGAGAAAUCUUCAGGAGGAAGCAAGGCACAACUCACUGGCCUCAUGACAACCUCUGGUUCCGGGAUGAAUGGAAACGACCACGGUUAGGAAAUCCUGAUACAUACAACAGGGACACUCCGCGGCAGGAAAUAGAGGCUACGGACAAGAUGUUGAAGCUGGCGGCUAUCAUCCCUUACUGA
Capronia coronata CBS 617.96 is the source of this 993-nucleotide messenger RNA. RefSeq lists its product as uncharacterized. The coding region runs from base 1 to 993 and encodes 330 amino acids. The transcript has a single exon. The record is from RefSeq and is a predicted model, not a curated record. Lineage: Eukaryota; Fungi; Ascomycota; Eurotiomycetes; Chaetothyriales; Herpotrichiellaceae.